UCCAUCUCCAUGGUUACGCGGCGUUUGCGGCGAGCGCCGGACUGCCCCAACAGCCGCGGUAGGACCCCAGGAGAGAAGCGUACGGACGCGGCUCUUGCGGUCGAUUCCGGUCCAGCCAGAAUGCCUCCAACUCAGGCCGAAAGUGUUAUCAGGAGUAUUAUACGAGAAAUAGGACAAGAAUGCGCAGUCCAUGGAGAGAUGGUUUCUGAAACUCUGAUUGCUUUUAUGGUGAAAGCUGUUGUCCUGGAUCCAAGUAAUGGCUUUAACAUGGAUAGAACCCUCAUGAAAAGUGAUGUGCAGAAUCUUGUUAAGCUUUGUAUGGCUCGGCUAUUGGAUACUAAAAAUCCAUCCCUGGACACUAUUAAGAUGCAAGUCUACUUUGAUAUGAAUUAUACAAAUCGAGUGGAAUUUCUUGAAGAACAUCACCGAGUCCUAGACUUGAGAUUAGGCUCUGUUACCAGUGAAAUUACAGAUAACAGAGCAUGUAGUAGAGAAGAAUUGGAAAGCCUCUACCGGAAGAUUAUCAGCUAUGUGUUACUCCGCUCUGGCCUUGGAUCCCCUACAGACAUCAAGACUGUCAGAGAGGUAACAGCUGCUCUCCAGAGUGUUUUUCCUCAGUCUGAGCUUGGGACAUUUCUAACUCUUUCUAAGAAGGACAAAGAACGCCAACUGAAAGAACUCACCAUGAUUGUUACUGGAAUUCGUUUAUUUAACAGAGACUGUGGAAAAGGAGGAGAAGGCAUUGAUGAUUUGCCAGGUGUUCUCCAUGAAGCAAUCCCAGCCACCCUGCAGCAUAUUGAUGAUGAGCUUGAGAAGACCCAGCGCCAGGCAUAUUGCUACACAGCCGUCCUUGAGAAGGCAGCCGACAACCCACUCAUGAAGGCUGAACUUCAGCCAUAUAUGUUAAAAGAGGCACUAUAUAAUAUACGACAAUGUGAGGUCUUCCUUCAGAUCAUUUUGUCAGACAUAAUUACUGGUGCUCAAGAAGUGGAAAUGAUGACAAAACAGUUAGGAGCCCAUCUGGAACAACUAAAAAUGACUGUAAAAUCAAAGACAGCCGUCCCAACAUCACAAGUCUUUCCUGUCUUCAUUGCACUUUCCACUCUGUGGACCAGCUUCCAAGAUGAAACUGUUAUAGUUGGUGUCCUCAGUAAUUUAUUCACUCACCUUCAGCCAUUCCUGGAUGCUCACGAACUAUUCUUUCCUGAGAGAGUAAUACAACAUUAUCUCAGUGGAGUUACUGUGAAAACUGAUACGUGUAGAAUGAAAGAACACAUGGAAGAUAGAGUAAAUGUGGCGGAUUUCGGAAAACUAGAAUGGCUUUUCCCAGAAACAACAGCAAAUUUUGAUAAACUGUUAAUUCAGUAUCGGGGAUUUUGUGCUUACACGUUUGCUGCAACAGAUGGUUUUCUCCUUCCAGGAAACCCAGCAAUUGGAAUUUUAAAAUAUAAAGAAAAAUAUUACAUAUUCAGUAGUAAAGAUGCUGCAUACUCAUUUGCAGAAAAUCCUGAACAUUAUAUUGAUAUAGUUAGAGAAAAGGCCAAAAAACAUACAGAGUUAAUUCAGCUAUUGGAACUUCAUCAACAGUUUGAAACACUUAUUCCAUAUUCUCAGAUGAGAGAAGCUGACAAACAUUAUAUAAAACCAAUUACAAAAAGUGAAAGUAGCACACAGACGGAUACACACAUAUUGCCACCAACAAUUGUGAGAACAUAUGAGUGGAAUGAAUGGGAAUUAAGAAGAAAAGCUAUAAAACUGGCUAAUUUGCGCCAGAAAGUUACUCACUCAGUACAAACAGAUCUUAGUCACUUGAGAAGAGAAAAUUGUUCCCAGGUGUACCCCCCAAAGAACACUAGCACCCAGUCCACGAAGGAAGACAGCACUGGAGUGCCCAGGCCUCAGAUUUACUUGGCUGGUCUUCGUGGAGGAAAGAGCAAAAUCACUGAUGAGGUCAAGGUGAACUUAACUAGAGAGGUUGAUGAAAACUAGAGACAACGUUUUAAAAGUAGAUGCUACUCAAUUAUGAAUAAUAGCAAGUACUUGAAGGCAUUUUUACAUCUAUGAAAAUUAAUUUUGUAAAGGUGGCACAUUGGUUGUGUGACUUUAUUGGGCUCCCACAUUUUAUCAAACUUUUCUGUAACACAUUUUUCAUUCUGCUGAAGUUGAAAAAUAAAACUGUCCAUUUAUCUUUU
This is a messenger RNA of Saimiri boliviensis boliviensis (Bolivian squirrel monkey), 2192 nucleotides long. It is a transcript of the gene CFAP206, whose product is annotated as cilia and flagella associated protein 206. Gene Ontology annotation, cellular component: axoneme; ciliary basal body. Lineage: Eukaryota; Metazoa; Chordata; Mammalia; Primates; Cebidae. The record is from RefSeq and is a predicted model, not a curated record. Gene Ontology annotation, biological process: regulation of flagellated sperm motility; sperm axoneme assembly; regulation of cilium beat frequency.